This is a messenger RNA of Onychomys torridus (southern grasshopper mouse), 1009 nucleotides long. It is a transcript of the gene Skp1, whose product is annotated as S-phase kinase associated protein 1. The record is from RefSeq and is a predicted model, not a curated record. Lineage: Eukaryota; Metazoa; Chordata; Mammalia; Rodentia; Cricetidae. Gene Ontology annotation, molecular function: cullin family protein binding. Gene Ontology annotation, biological process: SCF-dependent proteasomal ubiquitin-dependent protein catabolic process. Gene Ontology annotation, cellular component: nucleus; cytoplasm. The coding region runs from base 257 to 748 and encodes 163 amino acids. The transcript is spliced from 8 exons.
UGCUUCCCGCUCCUAUAAAAGCCGACGCCGCGCGGCGUUGCUGUAGUGGCCUUGUCCUCGGUGUGUCUCUUCCUCGCUGGACGCCGCCCGUCAGCCUCGGGCCUGCGGUCUUGAGACCGAGCACCGUCCAGACGCGGUCUUUCUUGGCGUUUUGUCGUGUCCUGCCGUCUCUGAACUUAACUACUGGAAUAGCAGACCCUACUGUCGUCUGAGGGAAUUAGCCAGAGUAUCUCAAACUUGGACACCUGAAUAGUAGAUGCCUUCGAUAAAGUUGCAGAGUUCUGAUGGAGAGAUAUUUGAAGUUGAUGUAGAAAUUGCCAAACAAUCUGUGACCAUCAAGACCAUGCUGGAAGAUUUAGGAAUGGAUGAUGAGGGAGAUGAUGAUCCUGUUCCUUUACCAAACGUUAAUGCAGCAAUUCUAAAAAAGGUCAUUCAGUGGUGCACCCAUCACAAGGAUGACCCCCCUCCUCCUGAAGAUGAUGAGAACAAAGAAAAGCGGACAGAUGAUAUUCCUGUUUGGGACCAAGAAUUCCUGAAAGUUGACCAAGGAACACUUUUUGAACUUAUUCUGGCUGCAAACUACUUAGACAUUAAAGGUUUGCUUGAUGUCACAUGCAAGACUGUGGCCAAUAUGAUUAAGGGGAAAACUCCUGAGGAGAUUCGUAAAACCUUCAAUAUCAAAAACGACUUUACUGAAGAGGAAGAGGCCCAGGUACGCAAAGAGAACCAGUGGUGUGAAGAGAAGUGAAGUGCUGUGCCUGACACUGUAACACUAGAAGGGUUGUUCCAAAUGCUAGUUGCACUGCUCUGUUUAUAAUGUUACUAUUAGAACAGUAGACAAACGGCCUUGUCCUCACUGCAUGUGUAGUUCCAGUACAGAUCUGACCUGUGGCUGAGUUUCUUCUAUGAGCGGAGGUUUCUUUCCUUCUUUUUCUCAUUACUCUGAAUAAAACUGAACUAUGGGUUCUCUGUGGAAAGUGGCAUUUUGGACUUUCCCUCAUUCUGUAAA